Molecule: messenger RNA, 4636 nt
Organism: Scophthalmus maximus (turbot)
Lineage: Eukaryota; Metazoa; Chordata; Actinopteri; Pleuronectiformes; Scophthalmidae
Product: testis-expressed protein 2-like
Exons: 12
Coding region: 1117-4044 (975 amino acids)
Cellular component (GO): endoplasmic reticulum
Molecular function (GO): lipid binding
Source: RefSeq, a predicted model, not a curated record
GCAACACAUCCAUGUGAAGACAAGUGUCCAAAACAAUUCUCUCAUGUAGAAAGUCACAUUGUUAACUCUCUGACAGUGUUAACGUUCAGGCUAUACUCUCUUUCUCUCACUCUACAUUUACCCAUUUCAGUUCCACACACAGACAGACAGACAGACAGACACACACACUUUUAUGACCAAUAUCACAUAAAAUGUGUCAUAUUUAAAUAAAUAUACAUUAUUUAGCUCCAUUAUAUAGCUCCAUUAAGCGUUUCCCCUAUAAUUAAAAUUUAAUUAUAGGGGAAACUCGGAAAGUAUUUGCAAAUGCAGAUCUGGUGACUGGAUGAUAGUAAUAAUAACAAUAAUAACACACGAUUCUGGCUUCAGAAUAAGAUGUUUCUGAGCAGUCAUUUGCAGGUGGGGUAUAAUUACAUAAGUCUGCGUACAGGGCUGCGGUGUCGGAGGCGGACAGUUGGCCUCGGAGAGGAGUCGUCGCUCCGUCAACUGUUGGCCCCUCGGGACUAAUCUGGAUUAGAGUUUUCGUCCAGUCUGCAGCCAGGACUCCGAAUAAUCACAUUAUUCAGCAUUGGGCUGACGUCUCCUGAAGCGGAAGGAAGGGGAGCAAGGAAGGGAAGGGAAGAGGGGGGCGAUGUGAGACGGUGCCAAGGUCUCUGACGCGUUUUCCCUCAAACACCAACUGUUCAUUUGAUCGCAGACGUUUUGUCUUCUGAGUCUGGCCGCUUCGCGACGGCGGCUGCGGCCCAGGAGCUGAGUAAAGUUGGAGGGAUAUCUGUCGCCUCUUCGGCCGGUGCAUGGUGCGCAUCCCCGUGUGCGGCGCUCUGCAGCAUCCACGCCGAUCACCGCAGCCUGCUGCUGCGCUCCGCGGCCCGUUUCCACGCGCGCCGAUGCCCUAUUUUCUGUGCGGACCUCUCCCAGUCUCUGGCAGUGAUCUUUCAGUAGCAGCUAUGGCCGAUUCGCGUGAGUGCGUUUGUUUUACUCACUGAGCAUCCAGCAUGAUCAGCUCCCCAAGGAGGAUCUUACAAAUCUACAUGCAGUUACAGACUCCCAGUGUUAGGACCAUGCUCCAUGUGUUGGAAACCUUUUGGUUGACUACAUUCUCACCAUAGCUCGUGGUUGAUGGCCAUCAUGGAAGAGAGCAAGCUCAUCUUCAGCCUGGACCGCCACGAUGAGGGUCCCACCGUGGCCUUCUCCAAAAACAAACCACAAGCCAGAGAGAGCCUGCCUGACCUCAGACUGGGGAUUGAUUUGGACCUGAGCCAAGGCCAUCGCUCCCAGCCCCCCUUCCUGCAUCACUCCCCCUCCUCCCCAGGCUCUCUAGCUGAUCUGUCAGCAUCAUCAGCGGGCCUGCUUGUUACCACCAACUUGGUCAAAUCUUCCUCCACGGACCUAGAGCCGAGGGAGAGCGGCUCUCUAAGAGGCAAACCUCUCCUCAGCCUGGUCAAAUCCCUGAGCACAGAGAUCUCCCGUCGGGUCGAGCCUGAGGUCAACCUCUCCAAGUCGGACUCCAAGCUGCAUUUGCAUCCCUGGAAGCAGCUUACCCAGGCAAAGAUCCCAGAGGUGAGGCCUGAAGCGGGAGUGCUGAAUGAAAACGCUGCCUGGGCGUCACCUACUUCCACAGGCAGCAUGUCGCCCACCGAACCCCGGGGUAGCUCGCUGAUCGCUGAGCUAGAGGACACACGGAGGAAGUUCUCGGAGGCCAUGCAGGAUCCCCUCAGCAUGCUGAGUAAGAUCAUGGGGGAUGAAAGCUCUGGCAGCCCUAAGCAGGGGAGGAUAUCUAAUGCCGGAGACUCACCAGCCUCCCAAGGAAGCUGUGGACGAGAGGGGAGCAGUGAAGAUGCAGACUUUAAGUGCCGGAGGAGGACUGAUGGUGAGCAUAGAGGGGUGUGUGACACUCCUCUGAGAAGACUCCAAAAGGGUUCACCAAUAAAAUCCCCGGCCUCCCCAGAACACCACAGCCAAAGCAGAGACAGCCAUUUUGAAAUUCACACUCAUGGAGAUAUGAUUCAAGUGGUGGAGCUCCAGAAUAAAUCCAGAGGGACACAUCACACAGCAUGCAUCCCGACUCAAGGCUCCAUCUCAGGUUCAUCGCUGCCUAUUUACUGGCUCCUCCCUGUGGGUCUUCUAGCUUAUGGGUUCUUUGUGCUGCCUCUCCCCUCUUAUCUGACAGGUCUGUCUCUGGGGGUUGCAUGUGGCUUUAUGCUGGGCCUGGUGGUGGUGUUCAUGUUUGCCCCACGCCACUCAAAUGCAAGAGGCAAAAAGAGCUCUCGCUUCAAGUCCAACAUGGAUCCGCUGGAUGGAAAGCUCACAGAUACAGAAAUCCUGGAGGGCUGGAUGAACGAGACGCACAGCUACGACCCUGAGACUUUCCACCCAUCCAUCACAAACCCUGUCCAGGUCACACUGGAGGGCAGCCAGCUCCGCCUGGCACACCAGCGCGCCAACGUCCCUCGGCGGGCGACGUUCGACGAGACACCCUGCGAGGCCGCAUUUUCGCGUUCACGCACUUGUCAGCUGGCUAACAGUAAGGUGUCUUUGCUGCCUCCCGGUUUAGCUCGCAAGAGGGUGUGGAACAAAAAGUAUCCCAUCUGCAUCACUCUGGCUGAGGGCGAGGUAGUGGAGGAGAGUCUGGUGGAGGGGCAGCAGGAGGAAGAAAAGGCAGAAAGACACACCACACUGGACCACCAGCUUCCUGGCACCCUCUACCUGUUUGGCCGCACAGGAAGAGAGAAGGAAGAGUGGUUCCAGCAUUUCCUGUCAGCCUCGAGGGCUGGAGCCCAGAGCAGUGUAAGCAGUGAGGAGAACGCAGAAACGCUCUCUGGUGGAGAUGCCGCUAAAGACAGCGCAGAGGAGAUGCAGGAUUUGCCGGGAGCCAUGAAAACAAGAACUUUAUUGGACUUCAGCGCCUAUAUGAUUCAGCUGAUUGGCUCAGAGAGUUGUAAUCCCACCCCCAGCCCCUGCCACAGUGACCAGGGAAGCCCCACCACCAACAAGAAGAUUCACAACGAAGAGCACGGCUCUGAAGGUGAAGCAGGAGUGGAGUCUGGUGCUGGUCCAGUUGGAGGAGGAUGCUCCACAGAGGGCCAGCCCACCUGGGUGAACUCCCUGGUGGGAAGGAUCUUCUGGGACUUUCUGCGGGAGAAGUACUGGACCGAUCAGGUGGCCCACAAGAUCCAGAAGAAACUCAGCAAGAUCAAGUUGCCAUACUUCAUGAAUGAGCUGACACUGGCUGAUCUGGACAUGGGUACCUGCCUACCUCAAGUCCUGAACACCUCCAAACCUAAACUGGACCACAGAGGCCUGUGGUUGGAAAUGGAGUUGAUGUACACAGGCUGCCUUCAGAUGACCCUGGAGACUAAGAUGAACCUGUGUAAGCUGGGUAAAGAGGGAGAGGAUGAGGCUCAAGUCGUUCCAGAGACCCAACAUGUGGGCUCUAAGCCCAGGCUGUGCAUACUGGCUGAUAGUGAUGAAGAGUCAUCAAGCGCAGACUCAUCUGAUGAGGAGGAGGUCCCUCCGUUUGAGCCCCAGGGAUCUGUGGGAGAUAAGGGCACAAUGGUAGCAGCUGAUGGGCACACUGGUGGCAGCACAAGUAGGAAAAUCCUGAGAUUUGUGGACAAGAUAGCAAAGUCCAAAUAUUUCCAGAAGGCCACAGAGAACGAGUACAUCAGAAAGAAGAUCGCUGAAGUGUCCAACAUGCCUCUGAUGCUCAGUGUCGAGGUCCUGGAGCUGUCCGGUACUCUGGCCAUCAACAUCCCGCCUCCUCCUACUGACAGGAUAUGGUACAGUUUCCAGGGGCCUCCUAGGUUAGACCUCCACGUCCGUCCCAUGCUCGGGGAGAGGGAGGUCACCUUCACCCAUGUCACUGAGUGGAUUGAGAAGAAACUGCAGUGUGAGUUCCAGAAAGUGCUUGUCAUGCCCAAUAUGGAUGAUCUAUACCUGCCCCUGAUGACAUCUGGCCUGGAAAACUCACCUGCAUCCCACCACUCUUCAGUUCAGUCCACAUCCCAACAGUCCUCCAUGGAGUCCCAGGAGUCCAUGUCAGAGUAGUGCCCACACCCUCAAGCCGCAGAUGCAUUCCUGAUGCAAAAUAGCUGUGCAGCUAUUGUCAUGAAUAUCUAAUGGAUUCUGGGGCUGCUGCAGCUGGGUACUGGCUUGGUCUUCAUCCUGAUUGUGUCUGUAGUAACCAGACAGAUGCCCACUGAAGGAACAGUGAAUAUGCUAUAGACCUCAAGACUGUGACAAUGGUGCUACACUGCCUCCUACUGUGAAGAUUAUGGAACAAAACCCCACACCCUGAACAAGAAAGAGAGAGAGAGCACAUCAUAAACUGGGUUUCCAAAGGGGAAUUUUAUCUAAUGCUGAUGUAAGGUAGAUUCAAAACUGUUCAAAAAAUGGAUUGUUGAUGGCCACUGUUUUAAAAACUGAACAAACUAUCCAUCCAUCAAUUUUCUAAUCCACCGAUCCUGUUACUGGACUGUAAGACUGAACAAACAAAAUCUUAGACAAAACAUGGGGAUCAGAACGUGAUAGGUAUUUGGUUCUGUUCAACCAAGAUGACAUGGUGCAUGUUAUUUCUAAUCAGUGUUACUGUUAUAUGCUCAUUGAUUUGCCAGUUAAAAAUAAACCAGUUCAAAACACA